Papilio polytes (common Mormon) is the source of this 4481-nucleotide messenger RNA. RefSeq names its product HEAT repeat-containing protein 6. The coding region runs from base 124 to 3426 and encodes 1100 amino acids. Lineage: Eukaryota; Metazoa; Arthropoda; Insecta; Lepidoptera; Papilionidae. The transcript has 17 exons. The record is from RefSeq and is a predicted model, not a curated record.
UUGUCAUCUAUUUAUGUGAAUUUUACAAUCAAUUCUAAUGUUUCAUUUGGUUUUAUCCACCUGAUUUUACCAAAUACAAGUAGUAUUACAUUCUAUAUUUCUUUGAAUGGGCGAGGUUCAACCAUGGGGAAUCCACCUCGAGCUAUUAACGUGAUCGUCCAACAGCUUCACAGUGCACUUACUUCAAAAAAACGAGUUGACGGUCAUAUUCAUUCACUCAUAGAUGAAUUUAUCAACCUUCCUUUCACAAAGAAUGAAAAUGAAUAUUUUGCCAUCCAUAGGAAUAUUGAACAAUUGACUGAACUGAUUUGUGCAGAGAUUGUACCAUCUAAUGAUAUCCUUACAUCAAAAACUUCAAGCUUACUGCAUAAGUUCUUUACUGAUACAAAUCAUGAGUUUACCGAAGAACACUGGGAUGCUGUAACAAAGUGGCGUUUUGAAAGCUUGCGUGUGUGUUCAGGGAAUAUACUAACAGAUGUUCUCUUCCACAUUCAUGAUAAUUUACCAAAAAGGACAUAUAGUUUAGCAAAGCAUGCUGAAACGUUAAUUGGUCCUGAGGGUCUGAUUAUAGCAGUUCUUAAAAACCAAAUAAGUAACCAGGAGAACUGGACUGCUGAUAGUGUGAAAACGUCUGUGCUACUAGUCAGGAUAAUGUCAUAUCUGACAGUGUAUUUACUUCAAAAUACUAAGAAAUGUACACCAAACAUGGAUAAAGAUCUUAUUGCUGAAACACUUAUGGAACUUCUUAUGAAUGGUGUGCCUAAGGAAUGUGAUUUUUUUUACAAUAUGGCAGUGGAGCCAGCUUUAAGGACUUUAGCUCAUCUCUUCUAUCACAACCCAGAUAUGGAUUUUUCACUGUCAAAUGCCAUCAGUAUAGCUCGGCAUUUUAUUCUCUAUGGCUUGAGUAUAAGAUACACAAAACCUGACAAGUUGACACCAAUAGAACAUGCAAAUGUUAUCGAACCUGUUAAAAUUAUCCCUAAAGCAGGAAAGAAACAAAAAUUAAGAAAGCCAAGAAAUAACGCAAUUGAAAGGUUAAAGAAAGAAGCAUCUGACCCCAGUGCGAUGAAAGAAGUAGAACAGUUUAACAGUGACUUAGUUUAUGAGCCAACAAAUAAAAACUUUUUGGACCCACCACAGUUUGUUUUAGAUUCUGAAACAUCUACCAACUUUAGUUUUGAAUUGAAAUUCAGACCUGAAGUGAUGGAACUCAAACCUUUAAUAAGACAGUAUGCUUCAAAAUUAUUUUUAGUUAUUAUAAAGGUGAAAGGUAAAAGAAAAAUCUUUCCAUAUUGGUGGAAAUUUAUGCCUAAUAAUCCUGAACCUCAAUAUUGGUUCAAUACUGAAAAUGGCAAGAAGUCUCUUAUCUUUGCUGCACUUUCUGAUUCCGUACCUAAAGGUCGUAGCAGUGCUUUGGGUGUUGUACUCACAUUAUUGUCUGGUUCAAGGCCAUAUUUAGCACAAGCAGAGACAAGUGACAGAACUACAUCAGUAGUACCAUUCCCAGUUACUCUGGGGUAUAUGGUAACAUGUAUACAUAAUGCACUGAUUUAUGUUCUGACGAUGGAGAAGUGCGAGGGUGUGGCCAUAAUGGCUUUAAAAUGCACCGCAGCUCUGGCACAAGCCACACCUUACCAUAAACUACAGCCAGGACUAAUUGAAGGCUUGAUUAGAUGUAUUAAGAAGUUUAUCAAACAAAAAGAUAUAAAUAUUCAACUAGGUUCUUUAGUAGCUAUUGGAUCUAUGAUAUCAGUGGAUCCGAAAGUAGAUGAAGUACUGAGAGUGUUGAAGGAUGAUGGACCUGAUGGUAAACCGGAGAACCCAAAAAGCAAACCUGCCAAUGAACCUGAAUGUGAGGACUUUGAAGAAUCGUACCCAGAUGAUGAUCUGGUGGUGAAUACAGAAACAGACGCAUCUUUAGUUAAAGAGAAGUUCGAUAAACCUUUGCGAUUAACAAGUUGGGUUCUUGCUAUAUGUUUUAAAAAUUUCGGCAUCGUGUUUGAAAAGGAUCAAAUAAUGAACUGUCCGCUGCCUCCCAUGCCAGUGAUAUUAGAGACACUACAAGUGCUGUCAGCUAUCGCUUUCCACUACUUAGGAGAGUUACUGAGACCACAUCUAGUGAUGGUGACUGAGUUGUUGAGUGACAUGUUGCGUAUUAACCAUCCAGAUCUAACACUACAGUGUGCUAAGACCAUCAGUGUUAUCGCUGAUGGCAUGCAGAAGUUGGAGAGCAGCUCGCACGCGCUGCGGAUGAAGGAGCGGCUGUACGUGUGGGAGCGGCUGCUGGGCCCGCUGUGCGGCGUGCUGCAGGCGCACGAGAACCCCAGCGCCAAGGCCGUCGUCUGCGACUGCAUCGCCAACAUCGGGGAGAAGUGCUUCAAGGAGAUGCUCCGGCCGCAGCAGCUGCUGUGCUGCGCGCUGCUGAUAGGGUCGUGCAGCGACGAGCAGCCUGCCGUGCGCGCCGCCGCCGUGCGCGCGCUCGCCAUGGCCGUCAUGUACCGCACGCUCAGAGAGGAUAUCAGUUUCGUGAGCGACUGCGCGGAGAACAUCCUGCGCGCGCUGGCGGAGCCAACGCUGCAGGUGCGCGCCAAGGCCGCCUGGGCGCUCGCCAACAUGAGCGACGCGCUCGUACUCAACACAGAGGUGCCGGAGCUGGACAGCAUCAGUGACGAACUGCUGGUGCGUCUGCUGAAGGCCAGCGUCGCCAGCGCCUUAGAUAAUGACAAGGUGAAAAUGAGUGCAAUGCGUAGUAUAGGCAACUUGCUGCGUAUACUAACUCGCGAGAACUUGUCGCACAACGGCGCGCUGAAGCCGCUGUUCGAUACUGCCGUCAGCCGGCUGCUGAGCUGCGCCAGUCACGGCGCCAGUAUGAAAGUGCGCUGGAAUGCUUGCUACGCCCUCGGCAACGCUAUGAAGAACGAAUGUCUUUUUGUAUGCUUUCAAGGAUGGCAGGAGCAAGUGAUCCCGGAGCUGUGCAAGUUGGCGCAGAGUGCGAAGAACAUAAAGGUGCGUAUAACGGCGGCGGUGGCGCUGCGGUCGUGCGCGCGGCGCCACCAGCUGGGCACGCUGCUGGCCGCGCUGUGGCGCGGACUGGCGCAGGCGCUGGACAGCGCGGCGCAUCUCGACGACUUCACUGAAUACAAGCAUAAAGACAACCUCGCUGAACAGUUAUGCGUGACUCUCGCCCACAUAUGUUGCCUCCUGGAGUCGUCUGAUUUAGCCGAUAUCCUAGACCCCCUCUCAUACCACGGAGAGACUGCGAAGACGAUGUUCGCGGAGGUGUACCACAAACUGCCGCCUGAAGAUGCGUCCUGUCUCAAGAUACUGCAAGCCGCUAAAUACGUCAACAUGGAUCUCGUCGCAGAGAAUGAAACACAAGCGCGAGCUUUGAAUAUGCUGAAGAAUAUGUUUUUGUUAGAAGUGUAAAUGGCCAUCAAAAUGUCAUAUCAACAAUUUUCGAUACAAAAACUUGAUCGAAUUGGUUUCAAACUUUAAGGAAUGGGAAAUUACAAAAAAGUAACAUAUAUAGUCAUAAUAUUCAACUAUGAACAAACCUAUUAUUCAAUUCGUUAUUAUUUUGUCUCGUACAAUUAAAUAUAUAAUAUUGAUUACAUAAGGCUAUAUAAUUAAGUAAAUAACACUCCCGCAUAAAACACUUUCUGCGUAGUAAUUUUCAUAUUUACUUUAAUCUUUGUAAGACUUUAAUAUUGGUGUCCGGUAUUUAAAUAUCUAAGUAAAAAUAAAUUAUUUUAGCCAUAAGUUAGUGGUGUACAACCCGUGAACGAUAACAUAAGACCUGAAGUUUAUGACGUCACGCACAUAGAUAGCAAGCGUAUAUGCGUUGUUACACUAUGUAUGUUCCAUUUUUAGUAGCUACUAAAGAAACAUUUUUAAUUUUGAUGCUAUUUAUAUAUUUUUUUCUGUAUAAAAGUGUUUCAUUUAGUUUCUCAUUUUAUAUGAUUUGUUUACAUUUCUUGAUUAUUUCAUUUAUCAUUUUAUUUUUAGUGAUACUAAAUUAUUGACGUAGUAAAAAAAGAAAAAAAAUAUAUUCCUUGUAGGUGAUGGAAUUGAUUGGUCUAUGAAAUGGAAUGGAUUACGAGAAAAAAUAUUAUGACGUCACAGCCAAAUUCAAAAUGGCGGUUAUGAUAAAUGUUGUGAAAUAAAAGUGAACAGGGAUUUAUUUUAAGUAUGUAAAUAAAAAGAGAAUCUUAAUUAGUUUUAUUUAUAUCUCAACGGACAUUUUGUUUGGUAUUGUUUAUUUCUUGUAUAUUUAGUUAAAAGUGGCUGACCCCGAUGUUAUCAAGAUAUGCUAAUAACAGGAAGUAAUUUACAAUUUAAUGGUGUUCAAUUUAAAUAUCCGUAACGCAUCCAGCAUUUGAAAUAAAUAUAUUAGUGUUUUAUUCAUCAAUUUAUUCUCAUAUAACUUAUUAAGUAGUAUUAUACUGUAACUAUUUAUUAUAGAAUUAUAAAAAUAAAAAUAG